Molecule: messenger RNA, 1588 nt
Organism: Drosophila gunungcola (fruit fly)
Lineage: Eukaryota; Metazoa; Arthropoda; Insecta; Diptera; Drosophilidae
Product: zinc finger protein 502
Exons: 3
Coding region: 160-1449 (429 amino acids)
Biological process (GO): regulation of transcription by RNA polymerase II
Molecular function (GO): RNA polymerase II cis-regulatory region sequence-specific DNA binding; DNA-binding transcription factor activity
Source: RefSeq, a predicted model, not a curated record
CAAGUCGAAAAUGCCAUUUGAAUUCGAUAGCGCGAUAGCACUGUGCCGUCUAUCGAUAACACAGCACUGCUUCUGACCCGCGCUUUUCAACACUGGCAGUCCUAUUAGUUUACAAACGAAAUGCUUAAAUAAUUAAUUUAGCAUGUAGAAUCCAAGGACAUGGCACCUCAGCUCUCGAAUGGUCAGCAUUAUGUGGAAAGUGCCCGGGUGUAUAUGAAAAGGGACUCAUCCAUUCGCAUAAAGUGCUGUCUCUGCAAAGCGGACACUUUUGCCGGUGGCGAGUGGGAGGAUUUCCUGAGACACCUAGUCCAAAAGCAUGGAGCAGCCGGCCAGGUGAAUGGAGAUGUGGAUGAGAUCCAGGACGAGGUCCAGGUGGAGCUGGCCAACCUCUCAGAGGCGGACAUUGGCCAGGAACCCGAAGUGGCAGAGCACCAGGAGCCGGAAUUGUUCACCAAUGUGGAGUUUCUUGAAGAUGAGCAGGUUAACGAUGAACUAAGUUCUCUUUCUGAGGAAGAGUCGAAUCAGGAUGAGCCUGGAAAGAUUAGCCACCAAGACUACAUUCUGAACAAACCCAACAAGCCCUUCUACAGCCUCCAUCGCACUAGACCUGAGAUAAUUCAGUAUUUCAUAGAACUUCUGCGCCGGCACAAGUUCCUCUGGAGCAGCCACCGUGGGACUAACCGAGAGGAUCGCCUGAAGAGUUCGCAACAAGUGGCAGAGGCACUGUUCCAACGGUUUGGCUUCCUGCUGCAGCCCCAGGUGAUCGGUGCCAGUGCCCGUUUCCUGCAGGUCUGGUUCGAGCGGCAGUAUGUGAUGCAGUUGAGCAACUCCUACUUUCGCUGCCGCCACCCGAAGUACUACCGCAGCUUGCUCAGAUUCAUGCCCACGAGCCACAUCUCGGUGACCAUUUGCGAGGAGUGCGACAGGCGUUUCCUCAACGAUCUUCAGCUGCGGCUGCACAAAUUCCGCGUUCAUGACGGACCCAAUCCGAAUGUGUGCCAGGUGUGCCACCAAGGAUUCCCGCUCGCUUCGAAGCUGCAGCAGCACCAGGCGCGGUACCACUUUAAGCCGCAGGAGUGGCAGUGCGGCCAGUGCGACUACAACGCCCCCUCCAAGUGGGACUUCCAUCAGCACCAGGCCAUGCACGCGGGGGAGCGGAACUACACCUGCGAGGUGUGCGGGCACAGCUGCAAGACCAGCUCCGCCUUGGCCGUGCACCGGCGCACCCACGAACGGCCGAGAUUAGCCUGUCCCCACUGUAGCCGGCAAUUCCGGGAGAAUUACACCUUGAAGUGCCACAUCCGAAAGUUCCACGAGGGCGACAGUGUACGCAGGUUCUCCUGCAGCGUCUGCCGGCGGAGUUUUCAGACCAUGGAGGUGCUGGAGCUGCACAAGUUGGUACACGCCGAGAGGUCAGAAAAGGAAUCAGAGGAGGAGGAGGAUCCUUAGGAACUGGAAGUUGAUGAAACCAAGGGUCUACACUUACGAUAAGGAAACAAAUCUCUUCCAGCUAUUAAACUUAUUAUCACCACAUUUUCGCCGCGUAUCAGGAUCUGUGGCAGAUGCCGCUUUAUCUCCACGUUCUUUC